UCUGAAACGAAUUUGGCAUCAAAUAUCGAAGCACCACCCUCCUCUGCGAUGGCGCUGACCGACGCCGCGAUCGAGAACUCGUCUUUGGACGAUGGCGGCUCCGAGGAUAUGGAUGCAGAAGUGGCCAUCAAAUCUCCUCGAGCCGGACAACGUCAACUCACGUUUUCGGCGGAGCUCUUGGAAAAGCGUGGCUGCAUUCGUGACAAUGCAUUCGAACCUCCUGAAACCGGGGCACUCCGUGUAUUUGGAGUUAUGCGCAUCAUCCACGGCUGUAUCGCCACGGGCGGCCACCUCACGCCUACGCUGUAUGCUCCACGCGAAAUUUGGUUCCUCGACCGAGUUCGUCUUGUUGGCCUUGAGCACAAGCUACGACUCCUCGACGUGUGCGCGACCCAGUUCAAAAUUCUUCAGGCCAUGCCGGCGCCAACGUCGGCCGACAAUCAAACCAUCUUUGAUCACGCUCUGCACAACAUCACGACGGCGUUGGCAGAGUCCAAGGCCGACCUCGUACGACCCUUUCCAAACCUCGUGCCCGAGGCCCACGCAACCUCUCAUGAACUCACCAAGAUGGAGCGCGACAUCGUCAACGCCGUGGGAAACAACACCAUGGGCAAAUUGACCAGCUUAGCGUUUGGUUUCGGCCGGACGUUGCGAAAGCAAGCAGUGGCGGUCGUCGAACGAGCAAACUCGGCCCAGUUUGAAACGAUUACCAAGGAUACCCUUGGUCGGUACGCCGCACGGCUCAGCUCUCUCUUUGCCCACGUCCAGUUUUUGGGAGUGUGGCUCGAUCCUUCGUACGUACCACCGACGCUUGCGGGCUCCGCUACUCUUACUACAGAGGAGCUCAUGCGCCAUCGAGCCAUCGGCCACACAUUGGAAUCAAGUCCCCGCCGUGAAAUUGUCGUUGGCUUGGGUACAUCUCUACCGUCGGACGACUACAUGGUCAAGAACUGGUUUGGUGUUGUAGGGGUGUUCUUGGAAGAAAUCGUCGUCGAAUUGACCUUGCGUGACAUUCAGAGCUUGCUUUUGAGUUACCUCCAACGGCUCUCGCAUGCUUUCGGAGGAUUUACCAUCGACCCUGCCAUCGCGUCCCGGCCCCAGCGCGCUCAAACGACAUAGCUGUGCGCAUUGAAACAUUAAUGAUACAACCUUCCAGCCCAAUUCCAAGUGUAUGUCUUGCAGCCUUUAGACCGCCGUUCAAUUGCCGAGUCACGAGGUUUUUUGUAGCCCUCGAGCCGUGGUGGCUCACACCAACCAGGGAAAGAGCGCUUGCUUCCAUGCCACGCAAUGCAUCAAGUGCAGUCGCAUAUUUAGUUCGUGGAUGUGUGGCGUCAUGCACAGUGCGCAGAAAUGUCUUGAAUGCCGAAAAACGAAAAUCGACCGACUGCUUUCCAACCGUUGCAAGUGUUUCUGACCCGUCCCGCGUUCCAAUUCCAAGCCAAGGGCGUCGACGAACGGUCGUGCUGGAGUUGUUCCAAGCAUACAGGACCUUCGCCCUGGACGGUUAGCUGGCUCGCCCAUCAAUCACCCGAGGCCGCAUGUGGCCAAAGGUCACCGGGACAACGGCGGCGAAG
This is a messenger RNA of Aphanomyces invadans, 1574 nucleotides long. RefSeq lists its product as hypothetical. Lineage: Eukaryota; Oomycota; Saprolegniomycetes; Saprolegniales; Verrucalvaceae. The transcript is spliced from 9 exons. The record is from RefSeq and is a predicted model, not a curated record. Bases 49 to 1119 code for a protein of 356 amino acids.